Molecule: messenger RNA, 1265 nt
Organism: Macadamia integrifolia
Lineage: Eukaryota; Viridiplantae; Streptophyta; Magnoliopsida; Proteales; Proteaceae
Exons: 5
Coding region: 183-806 (207 amino acids)
Source: RefSeq, a predicted model, not a curated record
CGAUGGCGUGAUUGCAUCAGCUUCCCAGAAAAUAUGUUUCUUUACUUCGGUUUCAAUUCUUCAUUUCGAUUACGUUUUCGAUUCAAUGAACGAUCCAUGUGAUUUCUCCAGUUCCAGUUGGGGCCGAUUUCUGAACUCUUCUGUUUAAAUCUUCGGACCCUUCAAGCGGCAAAGGAACUUCCAUGGAAGAAAGCAAAACAAUGUAUCCGAGGGUGAAAGUGAGGGAAGAGAAAGAAGAAGAUGAGGAGUUCGUUGUAGAUGAGGACAACUCUUUUGUACAAGAGGAGACGUGUUCAUUGCCCUUGUUCAGGAUUUUAGAAUCUGUCUCUUUAGAGGAGCAAUCUUCACACGGAAUUUCUUCACCGAUCGAUGGAGGGAAGAAGUCUCAAAAUGAUUUCUCACCAUCAGUUGUAAGAAUCCCAGCUGAGGUAGCACCAUCCAUACCCAUGUCUAAAGGAGGGAAGAACAAUAAAGAAAUUGAUGAAGAUACCAGAAUAAGAGCUAGUUCAAUUCCACGCCCUCGUGCUGUCAUAUCUAGUCCUGAUAAUGAUAGGAUGAUUGGAAGUAGAAAAUGUUCUGCAAGGGCUCUAUCUUCGAACUUGAAAAAGUCUAAUUUGGACCAAAAGUCACCAGCCCAAGAUAAGGUCAACUGCAUUAAAGCAGCAACUCCCAUGAGCACAAGAAGAGGGUCACAUGAAUCUGUUGAUCAUAAGAGUCUCCCUGUUGAAAAGAAAGGUCCACAGCUAACAGUUCCAAAUCGGAAAACAUCUCUUCGAAAAGAGAAGCCAAGCUGGGUGCCAAUUUAAAUGUUUAAUGACUUCAAAGUGGAUCAGUUUGCCCUCAACCAAAUUAUGGCUGGAUUAUAAUGUUAAAAAGGCUCAAAGUUGUUUGACAUAGUUAUGGGUAUUGUAUGUGAAUAGGGUUGUCAAUUUAUGCUUUUCUCGCCAUGUAAGAAUCGGAAUAGGGGCUUACAACCAGUUAGAUAUUCUUCAGUAUCAGAGUUCAUCCCACCCUGCUUUUUCCUUUCUUCUUCCCCUCUCAAUGGCUUGGCUUUGGGUUGUCAGUUUUUCUUUUCCCUUCUUAAGUAGAGGCAUAUGGCCAUGUCAUCUAUCAAAAAACUGGAGACUGUCCUUUACAGCUCAGGGCCUAUAAGAGUAAUCAUGUUGUCUAGUGUUCUUUGUACCCAAAGGGAGUAACCCUGUUGUUUUGUUGCAUGGGUAUGCAUAUAAAUGAAAAUGAAACUGAGAAUCAGAAUUGAGUAUCAA